CCCAAAACGGCGGUAGCGUCGUUAUCUGUUGAAGACGGUUUGAAUAUAACGCUAAUUUGAAAUGUUGUCAGACAAGGAAGUGUUCUCUUUUCCACUUACUAUCCUCGAUGGUCCUGAUGGGGAGCAGAAUUUUGAAAUGGCUCGUGCUAAUAUAUGGCAGUCUCCCUGUUGCAAAUCCAGCUACAAUUUCGAUAGGUUAGUCUCAGAGCUAACCCCACAUGAUCAUCCAGAGUUAACCUUAGAAAUGAUCCAUAUGGUUUCCUAUGUUAAGAAAGUCGCUCCACCGGAAGCUUUGAGCAUGUUUCCAUCUCCAUUUCACAGCGCUGAAUCGUGGAUCAGAGACAGAUGGCGCUUUCGAAAGGAGGAUUCGGUUAAUGUUACUUUUGGCUUACAAUCCACUACAUCACCUAAAAGAGGCUUAAAAAGUGUUGAGCCUACUACAAUUUCUUCAAGUCGAGUCCCUAAUAAUGAGGAAGUAAAAGACGAAAAGUCGAUAAAAGUAGAACAGGAUUCUUUCAUCAAAAAAGAUAUGGAACCGGUGACUAUCAAAGUCAAUCGUACACUUCCUGGUUUCCAAACUAUUUUGCAGUGUGGAAAAACAUUUGAUGAUGAUACCAUAUUUGAUAAAAGUGAUUGUUUGACCUUCAACAGCCCACUUGAUACGACUGGACGAAUUAAACGUAUAUUCGAUAAGUCACAAUCUAAUUUCGGGAAUACAGAAUUAGGCCUUAAAAAUGAUGCUCAAUUAAAUAAAGAUCCCACUGAAGUGUCGUAUAUAUGCCCCCCUUUGUCACCCAUAAGUACCUUGAAUUCUCAUGACGGUACCCUACAUUAUUCUCGUGAUUCACCUCCAUAUGUGGUGUCUUCAUAUAAGAAUCGUACUCAUGGUUCGUUUGGAAAGGAAAAUAGUGUACCAAAAAUUACGAAAGCACAUUAUUGUCAAGAUAUUGCAAGCAACCAGAAAAACAUGAAUUCAGAAAAAAAGAAUGUGGACCAGUCAAAAUCAAAUAUACUGAACAUAUUUUAUGAUCCUUUAGGAUUAGAAACAACCAAUUGGCAUGAUGGUCAACCGAGAAUGAAUAACAAGGAGAAAUUGACUAGUAUUACACAAAGUUGUCACUCUCACGACUAUAAGCCAACUUCAGUUAAAUCUACAGAGGCUGCGUUGACCGAUGUUGGUGAAAAAGUGAAUGUGUGUAUGGAUGACACAUUUUUAUUGGAAUUUGUAGAGAGAAACUUGACAAAUGUUGAGUCAAACUAUAAUUUUGGUUUUGCUGAGCCAAUUGGUAUGAAUUCGCCAACAGCCUUUGUACAGGAUAUGCUUGAGAAAGUUCAGAAAACGAUAAACCACCAUCAGCAUAAACAAUGACGAAAUUUCAGAUUAAUUUAGUAUUUGAGUUUAUUUGUAUCAUAAUAUUUUCAAUAAAUGACCGUUUUGCA
Messenger RNA from Heterobilharzia americana, 1440 nucleotides. NCBI's taxonomy places the organism in Eukaryota, Metazoa, Platyhelminthes, Trematoda, Strigeidida, Schistosomatidae. The record is from the annotation of a GenBank genome assembly.